This is a messenger RNA of Herpailurus yagouaroundi (jaguarundi), 2416 nucleotides long. RefSeq names its product mitochondrial E3 ubiquitin protein ligase 1 (gene MUL1). The transcript is spliced from 4 exons. Bases 112 to 1170 code for a protein of 352 amino acids. Lineage: Eukaryota; Metazoa; Chordata; Mammalia; Carnivora; Felidae. Gene Ontology annotation, biological process: organelle organization; protein ubiquitination. The record is from RefSeq and is a predicted model, not a curated record. Gene Ontology annotation, cellular component: mitochondrion. Gene Ontology annotation, molecular function: ubiquitin-protein transferase activity.
GGACCGAGAGCCGGUCUCGCGAAGGGCGGUGCGGGGGCGCGGUCCCGGUGGAGGGCGGCGGAGCUCCGGGGGCGCGCGGCCUGACCUCGGCGUCGCCACCGGCACGCGGCCAUGGAGAGCGGAGGGCGGCCCUCGCUGGGCCAGUUCAUCCUCCUGGGCGCCAGCUCUGUCGUCACCGCCGUCCUGUACUCCGUGUACCGGCAGAAGGCCCAGGUCGCCCAAGAGCUCAAGGGAGCGAAAAGAAUCCACUUGGGUGAAGACUUGAAGAGCAUUCUUUCAGAAGCUCCAGGAAAAUGUGUGCCUUAUGCAGUUAUUGAAGGAGCGGUCCGAUCGGUUAAAGAAACGCUUAACAGCCAGUUCGUGGAGAAUUGCAAGGGAGUGAUUCAGCGGCUGACCCUGCAGGAGCACAAGAUGGUGUGGAAUCGAACCACCCACCUCUGGAAUGACUGCUCAAAGAUCAUUCACCAGAGGACCAAUACGGUGCCCUUUGACCUGGUACCCCACGAGGACAGCGUGGACAUGGCCGUGCGAGUGCUGAAGCCCCUGGACUCCCAGGAUCUGGGCCUGGAGACUGUGUACGAGAAGUUCCACCCCUCCAUCCAGUCCUUCACUGAUGUCAUCGGCCACUAUAUCAGCGGCGAGCGGCCCAAAGGCAUCCAGGAGACCGAGGAGAUGCUGAAGGUUGGGGCCACACUCACGGGGGUCGGCGAGCUGGUCCUGGACAACAACUCCGUCCGCCUGCAGCCCCCCAAGCAGGGCAUGCAGUACUAUCUAAGCAGCCAGGACUUUGACAGCCUGCUGCAGAGGCAGGAGUCGAGCGUCAGGCUCUGGAAGGUCCUGACGCUGGUCUUUGGCUUUGCCACAUGCGCGGCCCUCUUCUUCGUCCUCCGAAAGCACUAUCUGCAGCGGCAGGAGCGGCUGCGCCUCAGGCAGAUGGAGAAGGAGUUCCAGGAGCACGAGGCCCAGCUGCUGAGCCGCGCCAAGCCUGAGGACAGGGAGAGUCUGAAGAGCGCCUGCGUCGUGUGUCUGAGCAACUUCAAGUCCUGCGUCUUUCUGGAGUGUGGGCACGUUUGUUCCUGUGCCGAGUGCUACCGCGCCUUGCCGGAGCCCAAGAAGUGCCCCAUCUGCAGACAGGAGAUCACCCGGGUGAUUCCCUUGUUCAACAGCUAACAGUCUGGAAGCCCCACAGGUAGACGUGAAGGGACCCCCCACCCCCCCAACCUUCUCAGGAAUUUUCGUCUUGAGGCCUUUAGCAGAGCAGUGAUGGGGGCAGCUGUUAUCCUAGGUACGACCGAGGGAGGGGACUGGGGGAGUCAGAUCUCACGCCUCUAGCACUAGAUGAUGCCUUUCCACCCUGAGGGGGACCCUUCCAGCACUGCCUCAGAAUCCCAGCCCCACCCUGGCUGGGUGUGGUGGCCUUGCAUUCCUUCCUGGAACCUGAGGAGUGUGCGUGUGACUGACAACACCUCAUCGCUCAAGGGCCCGAGCCAGUGACCUCUAGCUCUUCUGUUCUGGUGUCUUCUGGUCCUUUCUGGGGAAUUGCUCGUUCCUGUGGACUUCAGCCUUGAGUGACUCAGCCAGCAGGGAGGCAGAAGUCGGGCUCUGGGUGCGGUGUGUGUCUGGAGGAGCUGCCUCUGAAGAGACUCUCAGUCUUGCUUGUACCCCAGGAGGAAGCCAGGCUGGCCGCGUCACUCGUGUCCCUUUCCCUCACCGGCUUACCUCGUAAAUGUGUGCACAUGUGUGUCAGGACGGAAGAGAGUGAAGUCUGGCAUUUGCCUUCUACCUAAAAGAUGGGAACUGCUCGGCAAGCUGAAGAGCGGUCACUUGAAGGGACAGUUGCGCUAUCUUGCGGUCCCUGGUGGUGAAGACGGCAGCUUGGCCGCGGCCUUUCCGGUGAUCUAAAGGCAGGGCUGUCAGAGCGCUCCUCCGGCCCUGGUUGGGACCUCCCGAGACCUGAGGGGGCCGAGGGCUGGCUCCAGCUCUCCCGGCCUGAGAUCAGCUGGAAAGGCAUCGCCACCUGAAGGAAGCGGUAAGGCCUCUGCAGCCCCGGCCUCCCGGCCAUCUCCGCUUCCCUCCAAGGCUGUCACCGAGGACAAGCAGCCAGCCAGCACCCCGAGCACAGAGCCUUUUCCAGGGUCCCGCCUCCUCACGUGGGAAAGUUAACAUCCCGUGGGUGUAGUCACAUCGCCCCCUCUGGAUUGCCGUUCACCCCCUCACCUGCCAGACGAGGAGGGGAACCUCUCACCCCCUCCGGGGAGUCACAGUCUUAUACACAGCUCUUCUCUCCCUUCCCUGGCUCUGAACAUCCAUCCCCAUCCUCCUCUGUGUGGGGGCGGUGGGGGUGCUCUCAGGGGGCUGACUCCAGUUCUAUGCAGCGUCCAGUGUGGACAGCACAAAUUAAACACGUUACAACCAA